Messenger RNA from Cucumis sativus (cucumber), 1810 nucleotides. RefSeq names its product transcription factor bHLH130. Gene Ontology annotation, cellular component: nucleus. The coding region runs from base 284 to 1546 and encodes 420 amino acids. Gene Ontology annotation, biological process: regulation of transcription by RNA polymerase II. The transcript has 7 exons. Gene Ontology annotation, molecular function: RNA polymerase II cis-regulatory region sequence-specific DNA binding; protein dimerization activity; DNA-binding transcription factor activity, RNA polymerase II-specific. The record is from RefSeq and is a predicted model, not a curated record. NCBI's taxonomy places the organism in Eukaryota, Viridiplantae, Streptophyta, Magnoliopsida, Cucurbitales, Cucurbitaceae.
CAGGUGGCUCUAAAGGAUAUCGCCACUUUCUUCUUUCUUUUUUUCUUCAAACCUUCAACUGAUAGUGGAGCUUCUUCAGUAUAUGAAUUUAUCAAUCAAUUUGCUUCUGUUUUUCUCUCACUCAAUUCAUUUCUUUACCUUUGGAACUGUCUUUUGUUUGAAUCUUUCAAGUUUAUGAGAAUUGGAGUUUGGUUUUGUUGAAUUCAUCUUACUUCUCAUCUGGGUUUCAUUUGAGAACAGUUUUUUUGUGGAUUGGAAUUUUGUCCAACGGUUUAGAGACAUUAUGAGUUUGCUUUACAGUACGAAUUUCAAAUUCUCCAACGACGAAAUGAAGAAAUACCCUGAUUUUAUGGAUUGUGAUUCGACCAACAACCAUCAUUCUCAACAAGAACACAACAAUUCUGGUGGUCUUAUGCGUUAUUGCUCUGCUCCGACCUCUCUGUUUGCGAGUCUCGUCGAUGGAACUGAAGGUUUUAAUUCCAGCAACAAUGGCGGUGGGACCCGUGAGGAUUAUCGGUUUAUUCGAUCUUCUAGCCCUGAGGUCGAAGUUAUUUUGUCGAGGUUUAUGGCGUCGUGUAAUGGAAAAUUUGAUUCGGGAUCUGGUGAGAGGACGGUGAAGGAAGAAACAGGGGAACCGGUUCAACAACAAAACGGGUUCUGUAAUCAACCAUCUUCAAUGGUUAAUACGAGGUCGGUUGAUGCUGGUGGUAGAGCUCCGGUUGGGAACUCGUAUGGUGUUAUGAAUUCUUCGGAUUUUGAUAACUCGAUGCAAUCGCAAUUGGGUGCGAGAAAUUGUUCUAAUCUUUUUAGGCAAAGCAGCUCUCCUGCUGGAUUUUUCUCUCAUUUGAUUGCUGAAAAUGGCAAUACAACAAGGGAGGUCGACAAGUUUGGGACUUGCAAUAGGAAAGAUGUAGAUGCUGCUUAUCCAUCUACUCGGAUUGGUAGUCAGAUGAACUUAUCCGGCCAUUCAUUUGGCUCAAACCAUAUGCCACCAAUCGCGGAAGAGGAGAAUAAAAGCAUAGGCAUUGUCGGUAGCUCCCGCCAUCGUCAGAAAGCUAACAGCGGUGAUCGACUUCAGACCGACGAUUUCCUCAAUAGUUCUUGGGAUAACUCUGCAAUGAGGGACACAAAGAGAGGGAGAGAUAACAAUGGGCGUGCAUUUGCAACUUCGAUUGUGCUUGAAACUCAGCAGAAUGCUGAUUCUGGGAAUAACAUUCGUGGAUUGGCUCAUCAUUUGAGUUUACCUAUAAGUUUCAAUAAGGAUCCGGUAGAGAAAUUUUUACGAUUUCAAGAGCCUGUCCCUCAUCAAAUUCGAGCAAAAAGAGGAUGUGCCACACACCCGCGAAGCAUUGCAGAGCGGAUGAGAAGAACACGGAUUAGUGAGAGAAUAAAAAAACUGCAAGAGCUUUUUCCUGACAUGGACAAGCAGACAAGCACAGCUGAUAUGUUAGAGUUGGCCGUUGAAUACAUUAAAGGGCUGCAGAGACAGGUCAAGACUCUCACAGAUACGAAAGCGAAAUGCACUUGCUCAUGUUCGAGUCAAUAACAAGAAGCCAUAAAGAAAGCAACACCUAUCUUUUAGUUUGAUUUUGAUCUGUACAGAAAGCAGGCAACACCUAUCUUUUAAGCUCUAAGGAAGAAAGAUACAAGAAAGAACAAUACAACGUUGUCUACUUUGUUUAAAAGUCAUAGGAUUUUAGGAAAUUGUCUGUGUAAUAGAAACUCUUGUAAGUUAAAAUAGUUCAAUGUAAGAUCCAAAUCAUGGGUCAUUCACUCAACAAAAUCCAAUUGAAUAGUUCGCUUUCUGGCA